This is a messenger RNA of Cynoglossus semilaevis (tongue sole), 2451 nucleotides long. RefSeq names its product acyl-CoA synthetase family member 2, mitochondrial-like. Bases 33 to 1853 code for a protein of 606 amino acids. The record is from RefSeq and is a predicted model, not a curated record. Gene Ontology annotation, molecular function: medium-chain fatty acid-CoA ligase activity. The transcript has 16 exons. NCBI's taxonomy places the organism in Eukaryota, Metazoa, Chordata, Actinopteri, Pleuronectiformes, Cynoglossidae. Gene Ontology annotation, biological process: fatty acid metabolic process.
CACACUGCGGAUCAGUCGUGUUCGUUGGGGCAAUGGCAAAACUCGUUGCAAGUUUUUCUCCGUUGAGGUUCUGUGUCCACAAACUUAGACCAGUGGACGGACAUAGACACCGCAGGAAUGUGCUGCACGGCUGUCUAUCCCGCUCACUCCACGUGGACACUCCUCCUCAAAACCCCUCCCUGACCACCAGUUUUGUCCACGGCACCUCCUCCGUCUCACUGCUCCCUCUGACUGUGGGUCAGUGCCUGGACAGGACAGUGGAGCGACUUCCUGAUCAUGAGGCAGUGGUCUUCCGAGAGCAAGGCAUCCGGAAAACCUUUGCGCAGCUUCAGCAAGAUGUUGAACAGGCAGCUGCAGGUCUCCUCGCUCUGGGCCUAAAAAGGGGCGACAGACUGGGAGUUUGGGGACCAAACAGUUAUGAAUGGAUCCUUUUCCAGUUUGCCUCAGCCAAGGCUGGAAUUAUAAUGGUUUCACUGAACCCAGCCUAUCAGCUGAAGGAGGUUGAGUUUACUUUGAAGAAGGUCCAGUGUAAGGCAGUCCUCUGUCCAACUCACUUCAAAAGCCAGAAGUUCUGUGAGAUGCUGAAGGAGAUCUGCCCAGAGAUUGACUCGUCAACAGGGGGCGUCAUACAAAGUUCCAGGCUGCCAGACCUGCACAUGGUGAUUGUGAUGGACAGCAGACAGUCAGGGAUGCUCCACGUGGACGAUGUGAUGCAGGCGGCAGAGAGUCGCCAUCACAGAGAGCUGAUGGAUCUACAGAGCAGGCUGUCAUGUGACGAUCCCAUCAACAUUCAGUUCACAUCGGGCACAACUGGUCAUCCAAAGGGAGCAGCUCUUUCCCAUUACAACAUCGUCAAUAACGCAUAUUUUACGGGCCUUCGUUUGGGUUACUCAUCAAGACCCAAGGUACAAGUGUGUGUUCCUGUGCCUUUGUAUCACUGCUUUGGCUGUGUGCUCGGCUCAAUGACCAUGGCAGUGCACGGCACCACCCUAGUGUUUCCCAGUACUGCAUACAGUCCCGAGUCCAGUUUGGAGUCCGUUCACAGUGAAAGAUGCAAUUUCCUCUAUGGCACCCCCACAAUGUUCAUCGAUCUGCUUAACCAUCCGAACUUACGUGAAUUUGAUGUGUCAUCCCUUCAAUCUGGGAUCAUGGCAGGUUCUCCGUGUCCUCCUGAGAUUCUGGCAAAGCUGAAGACUGAGUUGAACUUGACAGAGAUAGUUGCAGGUUAUGGAACCACUGAGAAUAGUCCAAUUACAUUUCUUGGAUUUCCAGAAGACAGCGACGAUCUGAAGAUAAACACAGUUGGAUGUAUCACAGCCCACACUGAGGCUAAAGUGGUGGAUCCAAACAACGGGAUGACGGUUCCUCUGGGUGAACCAGGAGAACUGAUGAUCAGAGGAGCCUGUGUCAUGCUUGGUUACUGGGACGAUCCAGAGAAGACCAGAGAGGCUAUCACCGAGAGUCGAUGGUACAAGACUGGGGACACUGCCACUCUGAACAGUCUGGGAUACUGCCAAAUUGUAGGUCGUAUCAAGGACAUGAUCAUCCGUGGAGGAGAGAACAUCUACCCUGCUGAGAUAGAGCAGUUUCUCUAUACACAUCCCAAAGUGCAGGAGGUGCAGGUGGUGGGGGUGAAGGAUGAGAGGCUGGGUGAGCAGGUCUGUGCCUGCAUCAGGCUGAAGGAGGGUCAGAGCUGCAGUACAGAGGAGAUUAGAGACUUCUGUAAAGGACAGAUUACUUAUUUCAAAAUCCCACACUAUGUGGUAUUUGUGGACAGCUACCCCAUGACAGUUUCCAGAAAGAUCAAGAAGAAUGUGUUAAAGCAGGAAAUGGAAGAGGAACUAGGCCUUUGACCAGACAGACACAGAGUUACUGAGGGGCUUGGCAGGAGCAGGAGACAUACUGCAUUUUGUACCACCAACUGAACUGUGAAAAUGCUAUUGCAAUGUUGCUAUUUUAUUGGAUUAUUUACGUUUAUUACAUGAUUAUAAUAUUAUGCAUUAUUCUUUAUCUGUUUUUAAAAAAUCAUAAUAACAAUAUGCAUGUUGAAAAAAUACAAAUAAUGAGCCCAAAAAUUGCAGAAAAGUACAGUUAUUAUUUUUGGUUUAUGGCAUAUUUUUGUGUUCUUUUAUUUAAUUUAUCUUAUGUUAUCUGUCACCCUGUUUGGCCUGCAGCUGCCACCUUUUUUGAAGAGCAUGGACUAGUUUCAUCCACCAGUGCAAGUUCCUUGUGUUUAAUAGUCUAUGGUUGAAUAACAACUCUGAUAAUGGUGCAGGAGACCAGUUUUCCUAGUUUCACCUUUGAAAUCUCACUGAACUUUCAUUUCACAUGUGAGUUUUUUAUUUUGUUUUACUGUUUUCAAAGUUCAUUUGUGAAAACGCAUCAUAUAUUGACAAUGCAAAACAGCGGCCUUCUCAUUUAAAAUAAAAAAAAGCAGCAAGACUUGCAGUG